Coffea eugenioides is the source of this 2079-nucleotide messenger RNA. RefSeq names its product omega-3 fatty acid desaturase, chloroplastic-like. The record is from RefSeq and is a predicted model, not a curated record. Gene Ontology annotation, molecular function: oxidoreductase activity, acting on paired donors, with oxidation of a pair of donors resulting in the reduction of molecular oxygen to two molecules of water. Gene Ontology annotation, biological process: lipid metabolic process. NCBI's taxonomy places the organism in Eukaryota, Viridiplantae, Streptophyta, Magnoliopsida, Gentianales, Rubiaceae.
UGUUGAGAGCUUUUGACCAAAACAAAAAAAAAACAUUUAGAUGUUGAGAGCUCCAUAAAUGGGAAGGGAAUGAGAGGUUGGAGUGAGAGCAUUUAACCCUAAUAGAGCUAGCAAGAAGACAAGCAACAAGAAACGCUAGUUGAGGGUUCUGUCUUUGCAGCCUGAUAUUGGAGGAGAAGAUCUCUUUUGUUAUCUACUCAUCCGCCCAAUCUAACCGUAACUUCCAAUUUUCAGCUACAUAAAAUUUCUUUUUUCCGGUUGUCAGAAGUAUAUAAAAAUUCUUUGCAUCUACUACUUUUUUAUAUCUCUCCCUGGAGGACUAUCAGAAUCUAGGGAGACCUCUAAAGAAGGACCAAGCACCUGACUUUCUCCUUAGUCUUCCCCAAUGGCCAGUUGGGUAUUAUCAGAAUGUGGUAUAAGACCACUCCCCAGAAUCUACCCAAAACCACGAACUGGCCUGAAUAAUUUCAAUGCCAAACUGAGACUACCAAAACUAGAUCUGGGUAGUUCUUCUUUUUCUUUUUCAAGUGGGGUAAAGGACAGGAAUUGGGCAUUGAAUGUUAGUGCCCCAGUUAGAGUACAAGGAAUUGGAGAAGAAGAAUACAAGGCAAGGGGGAGGAUUAAUGGAGUAAUUGGGGAUGAUGAAGGUGAAUUUGACCCAGGUGCGCCGCCACCAUUCAAAUUGGCCGAUAUUAGAGCAGCUAUUCCUAAGCAUUGCUGGGUCAAGGAUCCAUGGAGGUCCAUGAGCUAUGUGGUGAGGGAUGUUGUUGCGGUUUUCGGAUUGGCAGCUGUUGCAGCUUAUUUCAAUAAUUGGCUCGUUUGGCCUCUCUACUGGUUUGCCCAAGGGACUAUGUUCUGGGCCCUGUUUGUUCUUGGCCAUGAUUGUGGGCAUGGAAGCUUAAUCCAGGCUGAAUGUGUGUUGUAUCUUCAUAUUCUUCAUUCUUCAAUUCUCGUCCCUUAUCAUGGAUGGAGAAUUAGCCAUCGGACUCACCAUCAGAACCAUGGUCAUGUUGAAAACGAUGAAUCCUGGCACCCUUUAUCUGAAAAAACUUUUAAGAGUUUGGAUAGUGCCACCAAAAAAUUAAGGUUCACUUUGCCAUUCCCCUUGCUAGCGUACCCAGUAUAUCUGUGGGGUCGGAGCCCUGGGAAGACUGGCUCUCAUUUUGAUCCAAGUAGUGAUUUGUUUGUCCCUAGUGAGAGAAAUGAUGUGAUUACUUCAACAGUUUGUUGGGCGGCUAUGGCUGCAUUGCUUGUGGGUUUAUCCUUUGUUGUGGGUCCUGUUCAAUUGCUCAAACUCUAUGGCGUUCCCUAUUGGAUUUUUGUCAUGUGGCUAGACUUGGUUACCUACUUGCAUCACCACGGUCAUGACGAGAAGCUGCCUUGGUUUCGGGGAAAGGAGUGGAAUUAUAUGAGAGGAGGUCUUACGACGAUUGAUCGUGAUUAUGGAUGGAUUAAUAACAUCCACCAUGACAUUGGGACCCAUGUGAUUCAUCAUCUCUUCCCACAAAUGCCUCACUAUCAUCUAAUUGAAGCAACAGAAGCUGCUAGGCCAGUGCUAGGGAAGUAUUACAGGGAACCAAAGAAAUCAAGGCCUCUUCCAUUUCAUUUACUGGGAGUCCUGGUGAGAAGCAUGAGGAAGGAUCACUAUGUGAGUGAUACUGGGGAGGUUGUCUAUUAUCAGAGUGACCCUCAGCUUUCUGGUUCUCGAAAGUUGAACUGAGGCACUGAAGAAGAUAUAUAUAUAUAUAUAUACCUAGUCUGUUGUAUCAAGCCGGCCUGCUAAAAGACUCAGUUCUUUUCGACCGACUUGUAUCUCGAAGCUGUUAAAGAUUCUGGAGCUUGCAAAGACCAGAAUCAAGGCAACCACUCUUGCCUUAUAAACUCAUUCUUUCCAUCCAGUAAUUAGGGAUGGCAUAUAGGCUUUGAGAGGGCAUUGCAAUUUUUUGUCUAGCAUAAAGUAUAUCAUGAUGUAACCAUAGCAGAGUGGUCAGUGUUAAAAAGGAUGAUAUUUUGAUGCCGUAAAAUGUACUACUACUAUCAAUCUAUUCGUAGCACAGAGUGGUUUGAGGGUUUCGUCCC